CCAGGGGCCAUUUCAGAAGUAAGGAGAGUAUCAUCGAGCUUGAGAUUUCUGAUCAUGGAGAGUGCAAAGAACAAGGAGUGCAACUCCACAAAGAAGACAGAGGAAGAAUAUAUGAGCUGCAAAUUCAAACGUACAUCAGUAGAUGCCGAAGAGGGACAGGGGGCUUCUGGUAAACCAGAUAUACUAGAAAACUCGGCAAAGAGGACCAAAAGAAAAAGAUCUAUAAAAGAUAACAGAGCUUGUUGUCCACGAAAAAUGCCACAAUGUUGUGACAGUGUGAAACCUCAGAAGAAGACGAUGCCAAUUCCUCCUUUACCUUCUAUACUGCCGCCUGUCAAUCUGAUUCACAGGGAUGUUGUGCGCGCUUGGUGCCAGCAGUUAAAACUAAGCACCAAAGGCCCGAAACUAGACGGAUAUAAACGACUCUGUGAACAUGCCUACCCUCAUCAAAAAAACAUUCCUGCCACAGCCGAGGAGGCCAGGAUCCUAUCACUAGCAAGAAGAAAAUCAAAGAUGGACGAGGGGGAACUACCUCUGGAAUGUUCUGAUGAAAAGAUGUCUUCUGAAGUGGCUGCUCCUCCUGAGGAGGGAGUACCUGCCCUUGAAGGAGCUCCUGCCCUUGAAGGAGAUCCUACUCUUCAGGAAGUUGUAUCGACUUCUGCCUCUGACCCAGGAACUGUGUUUGCCUCUUGGAGCAGAAUGACAGCCAGGGCCAUGAAGAUGGAGUCGGUGCAAUCGCAAGAGACCUGUGGGGUCUGGUGGUGUGUGGUUCACGGGAGAGGUCUCCCUGCUAACACAGAGGGCUGGGUUCAUUUACAAUUUCAUGCCGGACAGGCUUGGGUGCCUGAAAAACGAAGGAGGGUGUCUGCGCUCUUCUUGCCUCCUGCGGGCAAUCUUCCUCCCCCACACCUGGAGGACAACAUGCUGUGCCCUGAGUGUGUGCACAGGAAUAAAGUAUUAAUGAAAAGCCUGCAGUGAGAUCACAAUACCAGUAAAAAGGGUACAGCUAUGAUUAUAAUUAAUGAUAGAGAAGUGACUACAAAUCAACUCCACGG
Messenger RNA from Lagenorhynchus albirostris (white-beaked dolphin), 1055 nucleotides. RefSeq names its product developmental pluripotency associated 4 (gene DPPA4). Bases 55 to 978 code for a protein of 307 amino acids. The transcript has 7 exons. NCBI's taxonomy places the organism in Eukaryota, Metazoa, Chordata, Mammalia, Artiodactyla, Delphinidae. Gene Ontology annotation, biological process: system development. The record is from RefSeq and is a predicted model, not a curated record. Gene Ontology annotation, molecular function: chromatin binding. Gene Ontology annotation, cellular component: nucleus.